Cooperia oncophora is the source of this 303-nucleotide messenger RNA. NCBI's taxonomy places the organism in Eukaryota, Metazoa, Nematoda, Chromadorea, Rhabditida, Trichostrongylidae. The record is from the annotation of a GenBank genome assembly.
AUGCCUCCUAAACCGAACGAAGCUCGAAAAAAGCUUGCAUUCUACAACAUUGAUUUCUCUUUGGAACAUCAGCGCACCCUUGCUGGUCAAAGUCCUUCUUCGUCCAUUUCUUCUCUGCAAAGUACUACCAAGGAAAAAGAUCCAGUAGCUCGGCGCAAAGACUUCAUAAGGAGAAGGAAACAACAGACGGAUCAGGAGGACGCCAGUAAGGUUAUUCAGGUUGGUGGUUAUUUGUUCACUGAUUUGCGUUUGCUUACCACGACUUGUGCUCCUGUACAGAAUGGAAACUUGCCACCGCACUAA